Molecule: messenger RNA, 1315 nt
Organism: Nezara viridula (southern green stink bug)
Lineage: Eukaryota; Metazoa; Arthropoda; Insecta; Hemiptera; Pentatomidae
Source: the annotation of a GenBank genome assembly
CGGUGGGGAGGCAAGCGCUGCAACUCCAGUCUCUGUCCGACAGUGCUUGUGUACGCUUCACAAAUCCACCUCUUCAGCAACUAUGGCGAACAACCGUGCUGCAAAGUCUGGCUUCGCUGCUGAAGCUCAAAGGAAGAUCAACAGUAAAUACAAUGAAGAACAUGCUGCCGAGUGCCUGGAAUGGAUCAAGGCCAUCAUCGGGGAGCCCAGCAACACCUCUGGAGACAUGGACAACUUCUAUGCCGUCCUCAAUGAUGGAGUACUUCUUUGCAGGUUGGUCAACACAAUGAAGCCAGGAUCAAUUAAGAAAAUCAAUGAAAGCAAAAUGGCAUUCAAAUGCAUGGAAAACAUCAACAACUUUCUAGAAAAUGCAAGAUCGAUGGGAGUUCCCGCGCAGGAAACAUUCCAAACUGUUGAUCUAUGGGAAAAGCAAAACCUCAACUCUGUUGUUAUUUGUUUGCAAUCCCUUGGAAGAAAGGGAGCUCAAUACGGACAGCCGUCCAUCGGGCCUAAGGAGGCCGAUAAGAAUGUCCGAAACUUUUCUGAGGAACAGAUGAGAGCAGGCCAAGGAGUAAUAAGCCUUCAGUAUGGCAGCAACAAAGGAGCCAACCAAUCGGGAAUCAACUUCGGCAACACCAGGCACAUGUAAUUUGUAUUUUUUUUUCAGGGAGUAACACCAUGUCAGAGGGAAAGUUAAAAGUAUUUAGAAAAUGCCACUAUCACUUAGUGUACAUAGAUAAACUAGGGUUACAUAGGUUCUUGAUAGAAUUGAAUUUAUUACUAUGGUAUAACCCUCUUGUAAACUUUCAUAUCAAACUGUUUUACCAGUGCAUACACCACACCUCACUUCACUUAUAAAUAAGUAGCUAUUUAAAAAAAAAAUGUUUUUUAUUAUUUUAUAAUUUUCCCUUCUGAUAGUUUUACUGUCAUAUAACAUGUAUUAAAAUAUAAAAUCUCCUUAUUUUCUAUUCCUAUAAAAAAAAAGAAAAAAAAAAAGAAAUUGUAAAUAAGAAGGAUGCAUUUGUUCAUUCCAUUUAUUAGUUGUUAAUCAGGUGCUAUUUCAGUUUUUAUUUUAGAAGCAUUAGUUUACGGAUGUUGUAUUUCUCAUUUUAGCUCUUAUGUGUCAUACUGCUGGUUGUUCUCCCAUAAAAAUCUAACUGUGCAUUUAAAUUAAUCAUAAUAGCUAUGGCUAAGGCCUUUUAAAUUUAAACAAAAGAUAAGUUAAGUGUAUUAUGUAAUAUGUAUUGUAGAAGAAGCAUGAAUAUCUUAUAAGAGAACAAUAAAUUAUUUUAUUUUAAUAUAGUUUACUUUUAAC